AUGGAGGCACCAGGCUUAGAACAUGGUAUUUUUGCACUGAGUUUUCUCCUAGUGAAAUUCACUAGGAAUUUUGCUUAUACAUGUGAUAUUUUCCGACAACGCAGGAACUACAUAAGGUCUGGAAGGGUUGAAGACGAGAUUGAAAUCCUUCAGAACAAACCGAGGAACAUUGAUGAAGGAACAGUUUUUGGUGGAAAGAGGACAAAGACUGCAAGAUCUCAAGGGAAGAAGAUUCAGAUAACUAUUGAACAAGAUAAAUCAAGUUGGAUAAAAGCUUUGUCUCUGGAGCCAGAUAAGAAUAAGCAAUGCAACCUGGCAAUAUGCUUGAUGCACAUGAACAGGAUCAGUGAAGCAAAAUCACUGCUUCAGGAUGUUAAAGCUUCAUCAGGAACUCAACAGAUGGAUGAAUCGUAUUCUAAAUCUUAUGGUCGUGCUCUUGAAAUGCUGAUCCAAGUAGAAUCCCAACCGAUGGAUAGAAGUUUGAAGGAAGCUACUGUUUUUCUUUCCAGAAAUGAGGAUAACAUCUCUGGCUAUAUGGAAACGAGAAGGUUGCCAUAUGCACAUUGGGAAGGGAAGAUGCUGGUCAGUGUAUUCCAGAAAGCUGAAGGAGAACUGGAGAUAAUCGACAGGACAAGAAGUAGGUUCUGCAUGGAAGAAAUGUAUGUUUCCUCAGCAGCUAGUAGAAAGCACUCAGAAGCUUUAUUUACCCAACCAAGACGAGAUCCGAUGAGAGGAGGAAGAUAG
Durio zibethinus is the source of this 744-nucleotide messenger RNA. The record is from RefSeq and is a predicted model, not a curated record. Lineage: Eukaryota; Viridiplantae; Streptophyta; Magnoliopsida; Malvales; Malvaceae.